GCCUCCCGGAGCUCAUUCUCCACACAGGCUGCCCCAACGCUGUCCGCCAGCAGCCACUGGCCAUGGCGGGGCCCCGGGGCCGCCUCCUACUCUGCCUCCUGACCUUCUGCCUAGCAGGCUCCAGCAUCACCAGAGGGCAGAAGGUGCGGUCCAGACACUGCGAUGUGAAGACCAAGUUUGUCACUCAUGUACCCUGCACCACGUGCGCUGCCAUCAAGAAGCGGGUGUGUCCCUCAGGCUGGCUUGCGGCGUUCCCAGAGAAGAUAUCACAGGACUGCCGCUAUGAGGUGCAGCUGGGGGACUCUCUGGUGUCCAUGAGCGGCUGCAGCCUGGAAUGCUGGAAGGACAUGGUGCAGAAGGCCUGCUGCCCUGGCUACUGGGGGUCCCAGUGCUACGAGUGCCCUGGGGGUGCAGAGACCCCAUGCAAUGGCCAUGGGACCUGCCUGGAUGGCAUAGACAGGAACGGGACCUGCGUCUGCCAGGAAAACUUCAGUGGUUCAGCCUGCCAGGAGUGUCAAGAUCCCAACAGGUUUGGGCCUGACUGCCAGUCAGUGUGCAACUGUGUGCAUGGCGUGUGCAGACGUGGGCCACUCGGGGAUGGAAGCUGCCUGUGCUUUGCUGGAUACACUGGACCCCACUGUGACCAAGAACUGCCCGUGUGCCAGGCCCUGCACUGUCCCCAGAAUUCCCAGUGUUCUGCAGAGGCCCCCACCUGCAGCUGCCUGCCUGGCCACACCCGGCAGGGCAGCGAAUGCCGAGCGCCUGACCCCUGCCGGCCAUCACCCUGCUCCCCAUUGGCCCAGUGCUCAGUGAGCCCCAGUGGGCAGGCACAGUGUCGCUGCCCCAAGAACUACCAUGGUGACGGGAUGGUGUGUCUACCCCAGGACCCGUGCAACACCAACAAUGGUGGCUGCCCCAUCAACUCCACUUCGUGUCUGUACCAGGGGCCGGGCAAGGCCUCUUGCACGUGUAAGCCAGGCCUGGUCAGCAUCAACCACAAUGCUUCCGCGGGCUGCGUUGCCUACUGCUUCCCCUACUCCUGUGAUCGGUCAGCUACCUGCCAGGUGACCCCUGAUGGGAAGACCAGCUGUGUGUGCAAGGAGGGCCAGGUGGGGGAUGGGCGUGCCUGCUACGGACACCUGCUUCACGAGGUGCAGAAGGCCACCCCGAUAAGGGCCGUGUUCCUGGGGCUGAGAGCCGCCCUCUCCAUGCUGGACCAGGGCUGCCGGGAGAUCGUCACCACGUCAGGCCCGUUCACUGUGCUCGUGCCGUCCCUCUCCUCCAUCAACUCCAGGACCAUGAAUGCAUCCCUUGCCCAGAAGCUCUGCAGACAGCAUAUCAUCGCAGGGCAGCACAUACUGGAGGACUUAGGGACCCAGCAGCAAACACGCACGUGGUGGACACUGGCUGGACAGGAGAUCACCGUCACUUUCAACCGCUUCAUGAAAUACACCUACAAAUACAAAGACCUGCCCCAGCAGACAUUCACCAUCCACAAGGCCAACUACCCGGCAACUAACGGCGUCUUCCACAUGGUCACUGCCCUGCGGUGGCAGCCCCCACCAGAGCUCCCUGAGGACCCCAAGAAAACCAUCGGCCAGAUCCUUGCCUCCACUGAGGCCUUCAGUCGGUUUGAAACCAUCCUGGAGAAUUGUGGGCUGCCCUCCAUCCUGGACGGACCUGGGCCCUUCACAGUCUUUGCCCCAAGCAACGAGGCUGUGGACAACUUGCGUGACGGCCGCCUGAUCUACCUCUUCACAACAGGUCUCUCCAAACUGCAAGAGCUGGUGAGGUACCACAUCUAUGGCCACGGCCAGCUCACCAUUGAGAAGCUCAUAUCCAAGGGCCGGGUCCUGACCAUGGCAAACCAGGUCCUGGCUGUGAAUAUCUCCGAGGAGGGACGCAUCCUGCUGGGACCUGAGGGGGUCCCGCUGCGGAGAGUGGACGUGCUGGCGGCCAAUGGUGUGAUCCACAUGCUGGAGGGCAUCUUGCUGCCCCCAACCAUCCUGCCCAUCCUGCCCAAGCACUGCAGCCAGGAGCAGCACCAGAUCGUGGUGGGCUCCUGUGUGGACUGCCAAGCCCUGAACACCACCAACACGUGCCCCCCUAACAGCGUGAAGCUGGACAUCUCCCCUGAGGAGUGUGUCUACGUCCAUGACCCUACUGGGCUCAACGUCCUGAAGAAGGGCUGCGCCCGCUACUGCAACCAAACCAUCCUGAAACCUGGCUGCUGCAAAGGGUUUUUCGGGCCUGACUGUGCACAAUGUCCUGGGGGCUUCUCCAACCCCUGCUAUGGCAAAGGCAACUGCAGCGAUGGGGUCCAGGGCAAUGGGGCCUGCCUCUGCUUCCCGGACUACAAGGGCAUUGCCUGCCACAUCUGCUCCAACCCAAACAAGCAUGGAGACCAGUGCCAGGAAGACUGCGGCUGUGUCCAUGGUCUAUGUGACAAUCGUCCAGGCAGUGGGGGUGUGUGCCAGGGCGGCACAUGUGACCCAGGUUUCAGCGGCCGCUUCUGCAACGAGUCCACAGAGAGCUGUGGACCCACAGAGCAGGCCCAGAACUGCCACCUGCAUGCCCGCUGUGUUAGCCAGGGGGGCAUCGCCAGGUGUCUUUGUCUCGAUGGCUUUGAGGGUGAUGGCUUCUCCUGCACACCCAGCAACCCCUGCUCCCACCCAGACCGUGGUGGCUGCUCUGAGAACGCUGAGUGUGUCCCUGGGACCCUGGGCACCCACCACUGCACAUGCCACAAAGGUUGGAGCGGGGAUGGCCGCAUCUGCGUCGCCAUCGAUGAGUGUGAGCUGGAUGCGCGAGGUGGCUGCCACGCUGACGCCCUCUGCAGCUAUGUGGGUCCCGGGCAGAGCCGGUGCACCUGCAAGCUGGGAUUCGCUGGGGAUGGCUAUGUGUGUAGCCCUAUCGACCCUUGCAGGGCAGGCAACGGUGGCUGCCAUGACCUGGCCACCUGCCAAGCAGUGGGGGGAGGUCAGCGGGUCUGCAGAUGCCCCCCUGGCUAUGGGGGUGAUGGCUUCAGCUGCUACGGAGACAUCUUCCGGGAGCUGGAGGCAAAUGCCCACUUCUCCGUCUUCUACCAGUGGAUCAAGAGAGCCAGCAUCACUCUUCCUGCUGGCAAGAACGUCACAGCCCUGGUGCCCUCUGAGUCUGCCAUCCGUCGGCUGAGCCCCGAGGACCACGCCUUCUGGAUGCAGCCAAGGAUGCUGCCACAACUGGUCAGGGCCCAUUUUCUCCAGGGUGCCUUCUCUGAGGAGGAGCUGGCCCAGCUGGGCGGGCAGGCUGUCACCACCCUGCACCCCACCACACGCUGGGAGAUUCACAACAUCAGUGGGAGGGUCUGGGUGCAGAAUGUUAGCGUGGAUGUGGCUGACCUCCUUGCCACCAACGGUGUCCUACAUGUCCUCAGCCAGGUCCUUCUGCCUCCAAGACAGGGCAUGCUGGCUGGGAAGGGGUUGCUGCAGCAGCUGGACUCAGUGCCUGCCUUCCGCCUCUUCCGGGAGCUACUGCAGCACCACGGCCUGGUGUCCCAGAUUGAGGCUGCCACGGCCUACACCAUCUUCGUGCCCACAAACCACUCUCUGGAGGCCCAGGGCAACAGCAGCAGCCUGGAUGCAGACGCAGUGCGACACCACGUGGUCCUGGGGGAGGCGCUCUCUUCAGAAGCCCUGCGGAGGGGUGGACACCGCAACUCCCUCCUGGGCCCCGCCCACUGGCUUGUCUUCUACAACCACAGUGGCCAGCCUGAGGUGAACCAUGUGCCGCUGGAAGGACCUGUGCUGGAGGCCCCUGGCCGCUCACUAUUUGGCAUUUCGGGGGUCCUGACGGUGGGCUCAAGCCGCUGCCUCCACAGCCACGCUGAGGCCCUGCGGGAGAAAUGUAUAAACUGCACCCGGAAAUUCCGCUGCACUCAGGGCUACCAGCUGGAGGACACCCCCAGGAAGAGCUGCGUUUACCGAUCUGGCUAUUCCUUCUCCCGGGGCUGUUCUUACACAUGUGCCAAGAAGAUCCAGGUGCCUGACUGCUGCCCCGGUUUCUUUGGCACACUGUGUGAGCCAUGCCCGGGGGGUCUGGGUGGGGUGUGCUCGGGCCACGGACAGUGCCAGGACAGGCUCCUGGGCAGUGGGGAGUGCCGCUGCCAAGAGGGCUUCCAUGGAACGGCCUGUGAGAUGUGUGAGCUGGGCCGCUACGGGCCCAACUGCACUGGAGUGUGUAACUGUGCCCACGGGCUGUGCCAGGACGGGCUGCGAGGGGAUGGAAGCUGUGUCUGUAAUGUGGGCUGGCAGGGCCACCGCUGUGACCAGAAAAUCACUGGCCCUCACUGCACAAAGAAGUGUGAUCCCAAUGCCAACUGCGUACAGGACUUGGCGGCAACCCCUGCCUGCGUCUGUGCUGCGGGGUACUCAGGCAACGGCACCUACUGCUCAGAGGUGGACCCCUGUGCCCAUGACCAUGGGGGCUGCUCCCCCCAUGCCAACUGCACGAAGGUGGCGCCUGGGCAGCGGACAUGCACCUGCCAGGAUGGCUACACAGGCGAUGGAGAGCUGUGCCAGGGUGAGGCUGGGAUCCCCAACCUGGAUGUAUGUGAGGCUGAGGGUCUGGCUUCAGAUUUGGGACAGGUCUCCUGCAGCUGCCGUGAAGGUUACAGUGGCGACGGCAUCCGGGUCUGUGCGCUCCUGGACCCCUGUUCCCAGAGUAAUGGAGGCUGCAGCCCCUAUGCCGUGUGCAAAAGCAUAGGGGAUGGCCAGAGGACAUGCACCUGUGAUACAGCCCACACCGUGGGUGAUGGUUUCAUCUGCCGUGCCCGGGUCAGCCUGGAGCUCCUUCGGGACAGGCAUGCCUCCUUCUUCAGCCUCCACCUCCUGAAAUUCAAUGAGCUCAAGGGCAACGGGCCUUUCACAAUUUUCGUGCCACACGCAGAUCUAAUGACCAACGUGUCGCAGGAUGAGCUGGCCCGGAUUGGAGCCCAUCGCCAGCUGGUGUUCCGCUACCACGUGGUCGGGUGCCGGCAGAUGCGGAGCCAGGAUCUGCUGGAGGAGGGCUACGUAACCACGCUCUCCGGGCACCCGCUGCGCUUCAGCGAGAGGGAGGUGAGCAUAUAUCUCAAUGACUUUGCACGAGUGGUAAGCAGUGACCACCAGGCAGUGAACGGUAUCCUGCAUUUCAUCGACCGUGUCCUGCUGCCGCCAGAAGUGCUACACUGGGAGCCUGACGCUGCCCCGAUCCUGAGGAGAAAUAUCACUGCUGCCGCGGAUAGCUUUGGUUACAAGAUUUUCAGCGGUCUUGUGAAGGUGGCUGGUCUCCUGCCCCUGCUUCGAGAUGUGUCCCAUAGGCCUUUCACAAUGCUGUGGCCAACAGACUCUGCCCUGCAAGCCCUGCCACCUGAUCGCCAGGCCUGGCUGUACCAUGAGGACCACCGUGACAAGCUGGCAGCCAUUCUGCGGGGCCAUGUGAUCCGCAACAUCGAGGCCUUGGCAUCUGACCUGCCCAAUCUGGGCCCACUCCGCACCAUGCAUGGAACCCCUAUCUCCUUCUCCUGCAGCCGUGCCCGGCCGGGUGAGCUCAUGGUGGGUGAGGAUGACGCCCGCAUUGUGCAGCGGCACCUGCCCUUUGAGGGUGGCCUGGCCUACGGCAUCGACCAGCUGCUGGAACCACCUGGCCUUGGUGCCCGCUGUGACCGCUUUGAGACUCGGCCAGUGUGGCUGACGAUUUGCAGCAUCUGUGGGCGGGAACCACCCUGUCCUGAGGGCUCACACGAGCAGGGCAGCCCCCAGACCUGCUGGCGCUACUACUCAAAGAUCUGGACGUCCCCUCUACGCCCCUUGGCACUGCGCAGCAUUUGGGGCCAGCCUCAUCAAGGUCUGGGCAGGGGCUGCCACCGCAACUGUGUCACCACCACCUGGAAACCCAGCUGCUGCCCUGGUCACUAUGGCAGUGAGUGCCGAGCUUGCCCUGGGGGUGCCAGCCACCCUUGUAGUGACCAUGGUCUGUGCAUGGACGGCAUGAGCGGCAGCGGGCAGUGUAGGUGCCAUUCGGGGUUUGCUGGAACAGCAUGUGAACUCUGUGCCCCGGGGGCCUUCGGGCCUCUUUGCCAAGCCUGCCGCUGCACCUCUCAUGGCCACUGUGAUGAGGGCCUCGGGGGCUCCGGCUCCUGCUUCUGUGAUGAGGGCUGGACUGGGCCACGCUGCGAGGUGCAGCUGGAGCUGCAGCCUGUGUGUGCCCCACCCUGUGCACCCCAGGCAGUGUGCCGUGCGGGCAACAGUUGCGAGUGCAGCCUGGGCUAUGAAGGGGAUGGCCGCAUGUGCACAGUGGUGGACCUGUGCCAGGAUGGGCAUGGUGGCUGCAGUGAGCAUGCCAACUGCAGCCAGGUAGGCACAGUGGUCAACUGCACCUGCCUCCCAGACUACGAGGGUGAUGGCUGGAGCUGCCGGGCCCGCAACCCCUGUGAAGAUGGCCACCGUGGGGGCUGCAGUGAGCAUGCUGACUGCCUAAGCACUGGCCCGAACACACGACGCUGUGUGUGCCAUGCUGGCUAUGUGGGUGAUGGACUGCAGUGUCUGGAGGAGCCUGAGCCACCUGAGGACCGCUGCCUGGGCCAGUCCCCACCCUGUCACGUGGAUGCUGUGUGCACGGACCUGCACUUCCAAGAAAAACGGGCUGGUGUCUUCCACCUUCAGGCCACCAGUGGCCCUUACAGUCUGAACUUCUCAGAGGCUGAGGUGGCAUGUGGGGCCCAGGGAGCUGUCCUUGCUUCUCUCCCUCAGCUCUCUGCUGCCCAGCAGCUGGGCUUCCACCUGUGUCUUGUGGGCUGGCUGGCCAAUGGCUCGGCUGCCCACCCCGUUGUCUUCCCUUCGGCGGACUGUGGUGAUGGUCAGGUGGGCGUCGUCAGCCUGGGCACCCGGAAGAAUCUGUCGGAGUGCUGGGAUGCCUACUGUUACCGUGUGCAAGACGUGGCCUGCCGGUGCCGCGAUGGCUUUGUGGGUGACGGGACCAGCACAUGCAACGGGAAGCUGCUUGAUGUACUGGCUGCCACUGCCAACUUCUCCACCUUCUAUGGGAUGCUGCUGGGCUAUGCCAAUGCCACUCCUCGAGGUCUUGACUUCCUAGAUUUCCUGGACGAUGAACUCACCUACAAGACACUUUUUGUCCCUGUCAAUGAAGGCUUUGUGGAUAACAUGACACUGAGUGGCCCAGACCUGGAACUGCACGCCUCCAAUGCCACCCUCCUGAGCUCCAACAUCAGCAAGGGUACCUUGCUCCCCUCCCACUCGGGCCUCAGCCUUGUCAUUAGUGAUGUGGGCCCUGACAACAGUUCUUGGGCCCCUGUGGCCCCAGGAGCAGUUGUGGUUAGUGGCGUCAUCGUGUGGGACAUCAUCGCAUUCAAUGGUAUCAUCCAUGCUCUGGCCAGCCCCCUCCUGGCACCCCCACAGCCUCGGGCAGUGGUAGCACCUGAGGGCCCACCCGUGGCAGCAGGUGUGGGAGCUGUGGUAGCUGCUGCAACACUGCUGGGCCUGGUGGCUGGAGCCGUAUACUUCCGUGCACGAGGCAGGGCCACAGGCUUUGGCUUCUCUGCCUUCCAGGCAGAAGAUGACGCUGAUGACGACUUCUCCCCAUGGCAGGAAGGGGCCAGCCCAACCCUGGUCUCUGUCCCCAACCCGGUCUUUGGCAGCCAUGAUGCCUUUUGUGAGCCCUUUGAUGACUCAGUCCUGGAGGACGACUUUCCUGACACCCAGAGGAUCCUCGCGGUUAAGUGACGCGGCUGGGGCUGAAGCAGAGGCACGAGCAGAAGGCCACCACUUUAUUGCCUGUGUGGACAAUGCCCAGAGUGGGUGGGGCAGGAAAAUAAAGUUGCCUUCAGCGGA
Hipposideros armiger (great roundleaf bat) is the source of this 7868-nucleotide messenger RNA. It is a transcript of the gene STAB1, whose product is annotated as stabilin 1. Bases 63 to 7760 code for a protein of 2565 amino acids. The record is from RefSeq and is a predicted model, not a curated record. The transcript has 68 exons. Gene Ontology annotation, molecular function: hyaluronic acid binding; calcium ion binding. NCBI's taxonomy places the organism in Eukaryota, Metazoa, Chordata, Mammalia, Chiroptera, Hipposideridae. Gene Ontology annotation, biological process: cell adhesion.